Molecule: messenger RNA, 4750 nt
Organism: Hippopotamus amphibius kiboko
Lineage: Eukaryota; Metazoa; Chordata; Mammalia; Artiodactyla; Hippopotamidae
Gene: EPC1
Product: enhancer of polycomb homolog 1
Exons: 15
Coding region: 363-2825 (820 amino acids)
Biological process (GO): regulation of transcription by RNA polymerase II
Cellular component (GO): piccolo histone acetyltransferase complex
Source: RefSeq, a predicted model, not a curated record
GGGGUUGGCGGGACGCGCGCUCCGUGCCGGCGCCCGGCCUCGAGCCCGCGCCCCCCCCCCGCGUGCCCGCGCCGCUGCGCGAUGCAGUGUGGGGAAUGGCUGGGGUUGGCUGAAGAGCGCACAGUGGAGUUUUAAUGUCCGCCAUGUUGGCCAUGGCGUAUUGAGGAGAGCGAGCGAGAGAGGAGCGGAGCGGCUCGGCCUCCCACCUCCCGGCGGCUCCGAGUGCCCGGACGGCGGGCUCCGCGCUCCGCCCCUCCAGUCCCCGGCAGCGGCGGGCGAGUGGGGACCGAACCCCCGGUUCUCCAUGAUCCCGCUGGCCGGGGCCGUUUCCCCAGAGCGGAGAGGUAUCUGCUGCGCCUGAGAUGAGUAAACUGUCGUUUCGGGCGCGGGCGCUAGACGCCUCGAAGCCGCUGCCGGUUUUCCGCUGUGAGGAUCUGCCCGACCUGCACGAAUACGCCUCGAUAAACCGGGCCGUGCCGCAGAUGCCCACCGGAAUGGAGAAGGAAGAGGAGUCGGAACACCAUCUUCAGCGGGCAAUUUCAGCACAGCAAGUGUAUGGCGAGAAGAGGGAUAACAUGGUGAUACCAGUCCCAGAGGCAGAGAGUAACAUCGCUUACUAUGAGUCUAUAUAUCCUGGGGAGUUUAAGAUGCCAAAGCAGCUCAUUCACAUACAGCCUUUCAGUUUGGAUGCUGAACAGCCCGAUUAUGAUUUGGAUUCUGAAGAUGAAGUAUUUGUGAAUAAACUGAAGAAGAAAAUGGACAUCUGCCCACUGCAGUUUGAGGAGAUGAUUGACCGUCUAGAGAAAGGCAGUGGUCAGCAGCCAGUCAGUCUGCAGGAAGCCAAGCUGCUGCUGAAAGAAGACGAUGAGUUAAUUAGAGAAGUUUAUGAAUACUGGAUUAAAAAGAGAAAAAACUGCCGAGGGCCGUCUCUUAUCCCCUCAGUGAAGCAAGAGAAGCGAGAUGGUUCCAGCACAAAUGACCCUUAUGUGGCUUUUAGAAGACGUACUGAGAAAAUGCAGACUCGGAAAAAUCGCAAAAAUGAUGAAGCCUCUUAUGAAAAAAUGCUUAAGUUGCGUCGAGAUCUAAGUCGGGCUGUUACCAUUCUAGAGAUGAUAAAAAGAAGAGAAAAGAGUAAAAGGGAGCUAUUGCACUUAACACUGGAAAUUAUGGAAAAGAGGUAUAGUCUGGGUGACUACAGUGGGGAGAUCAUGUCUGAGGUCAUGGCGCAGAGGCAGCCCGUGAAGCCCACCUACUCCAUCCCCAUUGCCCCCCUCGCCAACAGCGGGCAGUUCAAACACCAGGAAGCCAUGGAUGUGAAGGAGUUUAAAGUUAAUAAGCAAGAUAAGGCCGAUCUUAUCCGACCUAAACGUAAAUACGAAAAGAAGCCCAAAGUCUUACCUUCGUCUGCUGCUGCUGCUGCUCCUCAGCAGGCCAGCCCUGCCGCGCUGCCGGUCUUCAACGCUAAAGACCUGAACCAGUAUGACUUUCCCAGCUCGGACGAAGAGCCUCUCUCCCAGGUUCUGUCUGGCUCUUCGGAAGCUGAGGAAGAGAAUGACCCCGAUGGUCCUUUUGCCUUCCGUAGGAAGGCAGGCUGUCAGUACUAUGCUCCUCACUUAGACCAAACUGGCAACUGGCCUUGGACUAGUCCUAGCGAUGGAGGAUUAGGGGAUGUGCGAUACCGCUACUGCUUAACCACCCUGACCGUGCCCCAGAGGUGUAUUGGAUUUGCACGAAGACGGGUUGGGCGCGGUGGAAGGGUCUUACUGGACAGAGCUCACUCGGACUAUGACAGCAUGUUUCGCCAUCUGGAUUUGGAAAUGCUUUCCUCACCACAACAUUCUCCAGUCAAUCAGUUUGCCAAUACCUCAGAAACAAAUACCUCGGACAAAUCUUUCUCUAAAGACCUCAGUCAGAUACUAGUCAAUAUCAAAUCAUGUAGAUGGCGGCAUUUUAGGCCUCGGACACCAUCCCUACAUGACAGUGACAGUGAUGAACUCUCCUGUAGGAACUUAUGUAGGAGUAUAAAUCGAACAGGAACAGCACAGCCCGGGACCCAGACAUGCAGUACCUCUACGCAGAGCAAAAGCAGCAGUGGUUCAGCACACUUUGCAUUUACAGCCGAACAAUACCAGCAACAUCAACAGCAGCUGGCACUCAUGCAGAAACAGCAGCUUGCACAAAUUCAGCAACAGCAAGCGAGUAGUAAUUCCUCCACCACCACGUCACAGAACCUUGCAUCUAACCAGCAGAAAAGUGGCUUUCACCUGAAUCUGCAUCAUAGCCAUUCUAUACAGGGUUUAGAAAGAACAAUACAGGGUUUUGUUUCCAAGACUUUGGAUUCCGCUAGUGCUCAGUUUGCUGCUUCUGCUUUGGUGACAUCAGAACAACUGAUGGGAUUCAAGAUGAAGGAGGAUGUGGUGCUCGGAAUUGGGGUGAAUGGCGUCCUUCCAGCCUCAGGAGUAUACAAGGGCUUACACCUCAGUAGUACUACACCCACAGCACUUGUCCACACGAGUCCGUCGACAGCAGGGCCGGCUUUGCUACAGCCUGCGAACGUGACCCAGACGGCGGGUUCCCACGGUGCACCGAGUCACCCGGUGACUGCUGCCAAUUCUGCAACAACUCAGGUUCUGAUUGGGAACAACAUUCGAUUAACUGUACCUUCAUCAGUCGCCACUGUAAACUCUCUUGCCCCCAUAAAUGCACGACACAUACCUAGGACUUUAAGUGCUGUCCCAUCGUCUGCCUUAAAGCUGGCCGCUGCAGCAAACUGUCAAGUUUCCAAGGUCCCGUCUUCGUCCUCUGUAGAUUCAGUUCCACGGUGAGGAAACCAAGAUCCAGAGGAGCUAACUGAGCUCUCCAAGCAUAUCAGCAGCCGCGGGCCUGGAGCAGCUAAGACCCCGGUCUUCUGAUGGCUCAGCUCCAUGCAGAGAAAGAACCCCGACUUAAAGUCCUGACAUGAGUGACCCUUCCGUUGUUCCUUUUUAAAACUCUUAGGAAAGGUCUGAUAGAGGAGGAAAUUGAAACUAUUAACUAGAGCAUGGUGAUCUUUAUGGGUUGUAGCAUCUGGGUUGCAUGGGUGCUACCACAGUUUUGUGGGUAGUGUAGUUGACCAUGGACUGUGUAGCAGACACAAGCCUGACUUCCGGUCGUGUGUUCCUGAUAAUAAACCGAAAAGGUUCAUAUUCCUCUACUUGCUCUCCUGUCCCAAAAGACUCAGAUCUCUUUCUAUUAGUAAAAACAUUUGAACUUAUUAUUGGGAAGAUCAUCUUGGUUUGUUAAGUGUAUUGCAGGUGAGUAAUUGAUUGAACUUUUUUCCCACAGGGAAAAUCAUGAAUCAGAAAAGCCAGCACUGAACAACAUAGCAGACAACACAGUAGCGAUGGAGGUGACGUAGCGCCCGCAGGAGCGGAGCCGCGGCCUGGGGACUUGACUCGGUGCUAUGCAUCAGUAGCGUUCUGAAUGCAAGGGAUGGUGGAAUGCAGCACAUGCGUUUCUGUGGCAGCUGUGGGGACUUGACAGCAAUGCUCAUCUCUCAUGCUUCAAUUUUUCUUUUCUUACUGUUAAUAGGAAAAAAAUCAACAUCUGUAAAUUAAGAAUACAGCAAUUAUCUGUACAGUACUGCAUAUUUGUAAUACCCUUGUAUAUAUGUUACUUGAAUACAGAAAUGUUCAUUUGUGAUGCUUUGCACUUGGGGGUGGGGGGUGGGAGGGAAAUAAAUUGCAACAAAGAGUGUGAGAUGUGAGAGUGUGUAGAGAUGAAGUGUCAUCACAUCAUGUGCAUGGUGCAGAACCUGCUGUUUUAUCUAUUUAUUGUGCCGUGUUUACAGUUUUGUACACUGUACCUUCAUUGGUUCCUGUGCUGUAGUAAAUGUGUUAGGUAGCUGUGGACUCCUUGGUAUUUUGUAAAUGGUAUAACAUAACUUGGUUCCCCUCUGGGUCCCUGAGUUUUCUGUGUAUCAUGUGAAAAAAAAUGGUGACAUACAUACAGAAUUUUACAAAAAAAAAAAAAAAAAAAAAAAGGCAUCAGUUUUUUAAAAACGGGGAAUGUACUGUUAAAUGGGGAUCUUCCUGGUCUACUAUCAUUAGGACAAGUAACAAGCUAAAAAUGAAGUCUCUUGAAUCCUCCCAUCCCCACCUGCCCGCAGAGCUGUGGGCAGUUUCUGGUACUUAAAGCACUAAUGUUCUGUUGCUGCUCUGCAAACAGCCCAGUAGUCCCAUUUCCUUCCACACCAAAAAGUGUUAAAUCAAGUAUGCAAAUGGAGUCCUUACAACUGGAGUUUAUGUUGUCUUGCCCUUUUUUUAGCACAAGAAAAAAAUUGUACUUUUUUUAUUGUCGAAUUGUUUGAAAGACUUCAUUCUUUACUUGUUCUUACAAAAAGGAUAUAAGGGAGAAGAAUGCAGUAAUUGCUGUACGUGUAUCAUCAUUCCAGUUUCUAAAAACAGCCAGCCAGCUUUUUUCCUUUUAAGAUUCUCCAGAAGGCUGCGAGGCCAGAACCACAAAUAUCGGGUGCCUUCCUUUGGAAAUAUUUGACCUCUCUUCUGUGAAGAGAAUGGUACUUAACAGACUACUACUAGUGCUUUGUCAGUACCGAAGUCUGAAUGCCCAGUCCAAUGGCAUACAUUAUCCUUAAGGUUUUUAAUCCCACCUGGAAAAAUUGUGAUAGAAUUCUCACAAAAUAAACCCAGGGCAUUACAUGUUGACAAACUAAUGUGUGGUGGUCUUUUGCUUUUAUUUUCAACCCAAGAAC